Molecule: messenger RNA, 702 nt
Organism: Linnemannia hyalina
Lineage: Eukaryota; Fungi; Mortierellomycota; Mortierellomycetes; Mortierellales; Mortierellaceae
Source: the annotation of a GenBank genome assembly
AUGAGUCAGAUCCCAGAAAUACCAGAUUACAACAAGAUGUACAACACAUCGUCGUACUCUUCUUCUCAGACCAUGGAUACCACUGUCGACAACUCCAGUGGUUACGGCCCCUUGGAUCAUGGCCGCGACGUGACUUCUGAAACAACAACCUAUACCAACAACACUGUCAAUAUGGCUCCAUUCCAAGCACCAGCUUCCAAUAAUGACCAGCAGCGUACGUCCGACUCAGGCUCUGCCGGUAAAGGUCAUCGUCGGUCCUCCAUCGGCAGCCUUUUCAACAAGAUGAUAGGUGUCGACAACAGCCAGCAGAUUCCUAUGCGCAAGACGGUCUCUCAGCCAGCAAACACUAAUAUCAACAGCAGUGGUCGUCGAAGGAGCUCGAUUGCAAGGUUUUUGGUGCCCGACUCACAACCCAACGGCGAUAGCAGCCCUAACCUAGGUCGUCGUCGGUCAUCUAGCUUUACCUCCCUUGGAUACAAGACCGAUACCGGAGGUGAUGAACACAAAGGACCAUACGCCGAUGUAAGCCGCAGUCAAGCUGAAUAUAUGGACCAUAUCCGCGAGAUUGAGAAGAGUCUGAACCUCACCCACAACAAGGACGGGCUGCCUCUCCCCAAAGACAACACGGCGCAGGCCGGAGGCAGACGCCGCUCCUCCUUGGCAAAAAUCCUGGGUUUCGACAAGCACCCCCUUGCUUUCUAG